This is a messenger RNA of Cryptosporidium muris RN66, 534 nucleotides long. RefSeq lists its product as uncharacterized. Gene Ontology annotation, biological process: iron-sulfur cluster assembly. Bases 1 to 534 code for a protein of 177 amino acids. The transcript is spliced from 2 exons. The record is from RefSeq and is a predicted model, not a curated record. Lineage: Eukaryota; Apicomplexa; Conoidasida; Eucoccidiorida; Cryptosporidiidae.
AUGGAAAAUUUAAAUCCUAUUAUCUAUUUCCAAGAAGGUAAUGGUAGUUCAGAUUAUAGAUCUAAUAUAUCCAUCGUUGAUAUGUUAAAUAUAGAUGACAAUAACUUAACUAUCUCUGAAAUAACACCAAUGGAUAUUUUUGAGAUUAUAAGACGUAUAAAAGACCCCGAAUAUCCAUUGACGUUGGAACAAUUAAAUGUUGUGGAGUUGAAGAAUAUCUCAGUAGAUAAUAAUGCUAAUAGGGUAAUUGUAUAUUUUACUCCAACUAUUACAAGCUGCUCACAAGCUAGUUUGAUAGGACUAUCCAUUUUAUUUAAGCUUACCUUUACUUUACCAAGCAGAUUCAAAGUAAUUAUAAAGGUUACUCCUGGAUCUUAUGAUUCAGAAGAAGCAUUAAACAAACAAAUGAGAGAUAAAGAGAGAGUACGAGCUGCAUUAGAAAAUAUGCAAAUAUUUAAAGCUAUUACUAGGGGAAUAGUGAAUUCCGACAUAUGGGAUGACUCUAUAAUAUGUGGAGAAACGGUGAUUUAUUAG